CAGACUUGCAGAGGCAGAAACACAGCUCUUCACUUUCUUUCAUGGUCUUUUCUCUUUUUGUAAGUUCUGAGGAAAGAUUCAGGAUAGGGCUUUAUUCAGUAUGUUUUUCUAUGAAAUAGCAUUCAUCUGUGGGAGAGAGAAGGACUAAGGAAAUCUGAUAUCUGUUGGUCGCUGGGACAGAAUAUGGAUAUGUCACUGGUUUUCUUCUCUCAAUUAAAUAUGUGUGAAUCAAAAGAGAAAACUUUUUUCAAACUAAUGCAUGGGUCAGGGAAAGAAGAAACAAGCAACGAGGCCAAAAUCAGAGCGAAAGAAAAAAGGAAUAGACUAAGUCUUCUCCUACAGAGGCCUGACUUCCAUGGAGAGACUCACGCCAGUAGAUCUGCCCUCUUGGCCAAAGAAACAAGAGUCUCUCCUGAAGAAGCAGUGAAAUGGGCUGAAUCAUUUGACAAAUUGCUCUCUCAUAGAGAUGGAGUGGAUGCUUUUACCAGAUUUCUUAAAACUGAAUUCAGUGAGGAAAACAUUGAAUUUUGGGUCGCCUGUGAAGACUUCAAGAAAUGCAAGGAACCUCAACAAAUCAUCCUAAAAGCAAAGGCAAUAUAUGAGAAAUUCAUUCAGAAUGAUGCCCCCAAAGAGGUUAACAUUGAUUUUCAUACUAAAGAAGUAAUUGCUAAGAGCAUCUCCCAGCCCACUCUCCACAGUUUUGAUGCGGCACAAAGCAGAGUGUACCAGCUCAUGGAACAUGACAGUUAUAAACGCUUUUUGAAAUCUGAGAUCUACUUACAUUUGAUAGAAGGAAGACCUCAGAGACCAACAAACCUUAGGAGACGAUCACGAUCAUUUACCUACAAUGACUUCCAAGAUGUAAAAUCAGAUGUUGCCAUUUGGCUAUGAGUAAAAGUCAUUUGUCUUCUUUUGAUGGUGUAUUUGUAUAUCUAAAAUAUAUACUAAUACUAAUGUGUACUCCUAAAAUACAGCUUGUGUAUAAGAAGAGAUGAUUUCAUUUUGAAAAUACACCAUGCAAAUAUAUUGUAAAUGUAAGAACUUUUAUAUUAUACUAAAACAAUUCUUCAUCUAUCUUCUGAAAUAUUUUAUGAAAAUCUAUCUGAUAUUCUAUCCUAAUAAAAAUCUUUAUUUCUACAAUAACAGUCAGUAAGAAGAAGCUUUGUAAAUUGUUAAAGUAAAAUGAAAACUUUGUAGUAAUGUCACAUCUAGUUUGGAUUAUAUUUCUAAGCAAAAGCAAUGUAUUUAGGUAACUGUAUAUACAGAUGAUAUUUUACAUAAUGAUAGAUUGAGGCUUAUAGAAAUGACCCAUUUUUUAUGGGUGGAAGCACAGACAUUUGUUGUUGCAUACUAAUUCUGACUACAGAUUAUCUGUUUAUCACUUCCACCUUUUAGUAAACAAAAAGAAAAAUUAUAAAGAUGCAUUUCUCUCUGCAUAUUAAAUGGGUUAAUCUUAACCCAGGUAAAUGUCUGAGACUUCACUUUGCCAUCAUAUGUACUCUGAUGAACAUUCCCCAUUAGAUAGAGCAACAAUUUUGUUCACAGGAGUGUGGUCAUGUUACAUUUCUCCACAUAUCCAUGGAGUAGAUCACCUCUCCCAGUAAAUGAACAAGUCACUGAAACAACACCAACCAGUGCUUGACCGAUGAAGAUGGCAUACUUUCACACAAACAUUUAUGUCUCAUAUUUGGAAUUUUAAAGUUGGUAUAGAAGUUCAAACUGAGAGGUGGUGAAAAACUAUAUCCAGAAAUUUGACAACUUUGACAUCAGCACACCCUUUUCUCUCAUUAUGUUCUUUCAAUUCUUGCCUAGUUCUAUAUUAUACAGUAAGAUUAUACUAAUAAAUAUUUAUCUCUAUAUUA
Messenger RNA from Mus caroli (Ryukyu mouse), 1862 nucleotides. RefSeq names its product regulator of G protein signaling 18 (gene Rgs18). The record is from RefSeq and is a predicted model, not a curated record. NCBI's taxonomy places the organism in Eukaryota, Metazoa, Chordata, Mammalia, Rodentia, Muridae.